UGAAUUAAUUAGACAUCAUUAUGACUCUUCUUUUAUAAAUAUCCACAAUACCUUUCCCUCUCCUCCCUCCCAUGGCCGACCGGUGCUCCAUCUCUUUUGCUUCUCCACCUUCAAAUACCUGUUCCUCAUGAUCUGUUCUCAAAACAGAGAACUUGCAGAGUUUCCAGACUCCAAACCUCCCGCCAUGCUCGGAAACUCUCACACAGGCUUAGCUCCGCCGCUCGCCGCCCCAUCGGAGAGCGGCAUAACCAUCUCCGGCGGCCUUCCGUUCUACUCCAAAAAGCGCCCAAGGGAUCCCCUUUCCUUCCUCGGCGAAGACCUCUUCCCCUGUUUUCAGCAGCAGAUGCUCGAUCUCGAUCGCCUCCUCCUCCAUCACACAGAGAGAAUGAGGCUGGAGAUCACCGAAAGGCGGAGGAGGUUCUCCCGGCAGCUAAUGGCGGCGAUGGAGGACGGAAUCAGUAAGCGAUUGAAGGCGAAAGAAGACGAGAUUGAGAGGAUGAGGAAACUGAAUUGGGCGAUGGAGGAACGAAUCAGGACACUUUCGGUCGAGAAUGAGAUUUGGAAGGAGCUCGCUCAGACCAACGAAGCGACGGCGAAUCUCCUCCGCACGAAUCUCGAGCAGAUCCUCACCAGCCAGAUUCGAAUUAAAGAGGAGCAACGGCUAGUUGAUGAAGCUUCUCCGGCUGAUGAUGCUGAAUCCUGCUGGUUAAUGAUGAUAGAGAUACGUCGCCGGCGUCGCCGGAUGCGGCUGCGGGGUUAG
Molecule: messenger RNA, 760 nt
Organism: Phalaenopsis equestris
Lineage: Eukaryota; Viridiplantae; Streptophyta; Magnoliopsida; Asparagales; Orchidaceae
Product: probable BOI-related E3 ubiquitin-protein ligase 3
Exons: 2
Coding region: 128-760 (210 amino acids)
Biological process (GO): regulation of programmed cell death
Molecular function (GO): ubiquitin-protein transferase activity
Source: RefSeq, a predicted model, not a curated record